AUGCCAGCUGAGCUUAUGGUAUGGUACAGAAAUCGUGCAAGACACAGACUGUCAUUGGACUUAACUACCGAUGGGUAUACCUACUUUCAAAAAAGAAAUGAAGGCGAAAAUAGAUUUGUCCGACUGGCUGAGACCUAUGUCUUUAACAACAAAACCUGGACGGUUGUACAAAAGAGAUAUGACGGAUCUCAAUCAUUCAACAGGGACUGGAAUGAAUACAAGAACGGAUUUGGUGAUCCUUAUGGAGAAUAUUGGAUAGGUCUUGAAGCUAUGCAUCAGCUUAUUGCUAGAAGCCCUCACGCACUGUUGAUUAUUUUGGAGUCGUGGGCAGGGGUUAUGAAACACGCCCUGUACGACCAGUUCUACUUGGCCUCGAAAACGGACCAUUAUCGCCUCAAUGUUAGUGGAUACAGUGGAACCGCCGGAAAUUGCCUUGAGGAAAUGGGUCAUAAUUAUAUGGCGUUUUCAACAAAGGAUAAGGACAAUGAUCUUGCCGCCGGUUCUUGUGCUAACUCAUUUAAAUCUGGAUAUUGGUAUAGCCAGUGUAGCUCUUGUAACAUAAAUGGUCCUAUGAAGCCGGACACAGGAAGACAAGAUCGAUAUGCUGUUAUCUGGUUCACCUUUAGUAACAAGUUCAUGCCACUGAGAAAAAUAAAAAUGUUGAUAAGUAGAAUGCCAUAGAUUUAUGUUAUUAGCAAUGCUUAUGUGGAAUUUUAUUCAUUUUGAAAAUAUUUAUAUAUACAGUGUAUAUAUAAUCAUUCGUGUUCUACACACACCUGUCUGCCCUAAAUCUGGAAGAAGGAUUGACAAUACAAGUGGGAUAUUAGCAUCAGCACAGGAAAGAUGAUUUAUGACAUUUACUUUUCAUAAAAUGUGGUAUUGUACUGGAUAUAUUUUAACUAUAAUAUUGUGUAUAUGUCAAGGAAUAUGACAGUAUGGAACCUGGGAGACUGGUAUUUUGUUGUCUUGUUUAUAUCAACUAUUUAAUGAAUAAAAUUAU
This is a messenger RNA of Mizuhopecten yessoensis (Yesso scallop), 1000 nucleotides long. Its product is annotated as angiopoietin-related protein 6-like. NCBI's taxonomy places the organism in Eukaryota, Metazoa, Mollusca, Bivalvia, Pectinida, Pectinidae. The transcript has 6 exons. Bases 1 to 681 code for a protein of 226 amino acids. The record is from RefSeq and is a predicted model, not a curated record.